Molecule: messenger RNA, 636 nt
Organism: Rotaria sp. Silwood2
Lineage: Eukaryota; Metazoa; Rotifera; Eurotatoria; Philodinida; Philodinidae
Source: the annotation of a GenBank genome assembly
AUGGUCUAUACAACACCAGUCCAAAUUAGUAGUAUUCAAAUAAUAAUCAGAUGCCAAGCAUUAUCAAUUGAUGAUAUUUGUUAUUUUACUAAGUAUCAAUCAAAUGAAAAAGAUCAAAUCAAUGAAGAAGAAACAAUUACUAGGCUUAAUAUCGGUGGAAAUGAUAUUGGACCGAACGGAAUACAGAAUCUAGCAAAUGCAUUAGCAAAAAAUACGACACUGACAACUCUCGAUCUUCAGGAUAAUCAUAUUGGAGAUGAAGAAAUGCAAUAUUUAUGUGACGCAUUACGAAAGACUGUAGUAAACUUUUUUUUUCUACUCAUCUCUUCCACAUAUUAUCUUGAUAAUUUUCAUAUGCAGACAUUGACUACACUCGAUCUUAGUAGUAAUCUAAUUGGAGCGUCGGGAGUACAAUAUCUUGCUGAUGUUCUUGACAACAAUUCAGCACUCACUAUAUUAGAUAUUGGAUCGAAUUAUAUCGGAGAAAAUGGUGCAGAACACUUGAUUCAUGGUUUACAAAUGAAUAAGACACUCAUCACACUUAAUCUUCAAAAUAAUUCUAUAAAUAAAAAUUUGAUUCAACAUAUCAAUGAAUUAAUCGAUAAAAAUACAGUAUCUAAUAAAGAAAAAACGUAA